This is a messenger RNA of Erigeron canadensis, 968 nucleotides long. RefSeq names its product probable carboxylesterase SOBER1-like. Gene Ontology annotation, biological process: protein depalmitoylation. Lineage: Eukaryota; Viridiplantae; Streptophyta; Magnoliopsida; Asterales; Asteraceae. Gene Ontology annotation, molecular function: palmitoyl-(protein) hydrolase activity; carboxylic ester hydrolase activity. The record is from RefSeq and is a predicted model, not a curated record. Gene Ontology annotation, cellular component: cytoplasm. Bases 23 to 811 code for a protein of 262 amino acids. The transcript is spliced from 7 exons.
AAGACCUACCAAACUAUGAGAAAUGAAACCUUGUCCCAACAUAUUAGUAAAACCAAUUGGUCUCCUAACCCUGACAUUAUCCAUCACCAUUUUCACAAUCUUGUCUCUCAACUCAAGUUCAAAAUCAUCAUCAUCAAGAAUAAUAAAAAUGGCUGCCAAUAGGAGUACGAGGAGCUUCAUAUUAUGGCUACAUGGGUUGGGUGAUUCAGGCCCAGCAAAUGAACCAAUCAAAUCCCUUUUCACUUCCCCUCAAUUCAAAAACACUUCUUGGUCUUUCCCUUCUGCCCCUUCUCAACCUGUUUCUUGUAAUUAUGGUGCCGUGAUGCCUUCAUGGUUUGACAUUCAUGAAAUACCUAUAUCAGCUAAUGCUCCUGUGGAUGAACCUUCGUUGCUUAAAGCAGUUGAGAAUGUGCAUUCAAUGAUCGACAAGGAGCUGGCUGCUGGAGUUAACCCUAAGAAUGUGUUCAUUUGUGGAUUCAGUCAAGGAGGUGCCUUGACCUUAUCUAGUGUUCUUUUAUAUCCAAAAACUCUUGGUGGGGCGGCAAUCUUCAGUGGAUGGGUACCUUUUAAUUCUACUUCUAUUGCAGAACGGAUCACAUCGGAAGCGAAAAGGACCCCGAUAUUGUGGUCUCAUGGAAUGGCUGAUGGAACAGUACUAUUUGAAGCUGGACAAGCAGGUCCACCAUUCCUUAAGCACAUCGGCACAGACUGUGAAUUCAAGGCUUAUCCUGGUCUUGGCCAUUCGCUAAACAAUCAGGAGCUCCAACACCUGGAAUCAUGGAUUAAAUCCCGUCUACAAAGUUCCUCGUGAAGGUUUGACUAUUUCUGGUUCAAUGGGAUUUAAGCAGAUUGGUUGAUAUGGGUUGUUUGAGUAUUGGAAGUUCUUUAUAUAUGUCUGUAGCCAAUGACCAUAUUAAAUUGUGUAAUAUGUUACACCAGUCAAUAAUACUAGUGUUGAAAACUUGAAA